Molecule: messenger RNA, 726 nt
Organism: Trifolium pratense (red clover)
Lineage: Eukaryota; Viridiplantae; Streptophyta; Magnoliopsida; Fabales; Fabaceae
Exons: 2
Coding region: 150-563 (137 amino acids)
Source: RefSeq, a predicted model, not a curated record
UGACAACCAGUACUAGAAUCGGCUGUUGAGAGUGAACUGGUCACAAAUCAUACCCAAAACUAAAUUAACAGAAUUGAAACGCUACCACACACAUACCUUGAUUCUUCCGAUAAAAAUCUUAUCGGAAUUCAAAAAUACUCGUCGCCGGAAUGGCCACCGCCGUGUCCAACGCUGCUGGCCGCCACUCGUUAAGCCAAAUCCUUAAAGAAUUCGUCAAGUUCGCAGUUGGCUCCGCCAUCGACGGCUCCCUCAAAAUCAUCCCUGGAGGUAGAAGAAAGCAGGUAGAUAAGAUGGUGCCGGAAGGACUAAUAAAUAUGCCGAUGCCAACAGUUUUAAAGACCAAUAAACACCUUGAUAAAAAGGUUGCAAAUGAACUCCAUUUUGACGCUAAAAUGGAGGAAGUGAAGGAAGAAAUGAAUAAUAUAAAGCAGCAGUACAAAACAUCAACCAAACUUGCUGAAGAGUCACAACAGCCUCCAAACAAAAUGGAUGAUGAUGGCUUUAAGGGAAUUAAUCUUGUGCAGAAAAAUGGGAGGAGAGUGUUCAUUCGGUCUCGUCUAUAGGAUGAAUUUACUAAAUUGCAAUAUAUAAGGAGUGUUAGCAUUAUACUCUUUCUACUACUUUGAGAAGGAGUGUUCAUUCUACUACUUGUAAUUUGUUCUUCCCUAUAGUAUUAUUAGUGAUAUAUAAUAUAUUCAGUAUAAAAACAUUUCCUAUUACUUCCUA